Molecule: messenger RNA, 1598 nt
Organism: Cucumis melo (muskmelon)
Lineage: Eukaryota; Viridiplantae; Streptophyta; Magnoliopsida; Cucurbitales; Cucurbitaceae
Product: putative F-box/LRR-repeat protein At3g18150
Exons: 3
Coding region: 45-1547 (500 amino acids)
Molecular function (GO): protein binding
Source: RefSeq, a predicted model, not a curated record
AAUCCCAUUUUUAGCAUUUCUGAAUCAAAAUUCUUCAAUCCCAAAUGGAUCUGAUAUCUGAACUCCCAGACCCCAUUUUGCAGCACAUUCUUUCAUUUCUCCCCGUCAAACAAAUAAUUCAAACCACAAUCUUAUCCAAAAGAUGGAUUCACCUUUGGCUCACUUUCCCAUCUUUUGAAUUUGACAAAAACUUCUUUCAUUUUGAGUCCAAACUUCAAAACAAAAGACUUCACCUCAUCAACUUUGUGGAACAUACUCUCAAGCAGCUGAAAUGCCUGAGAAAAUUCAAGCUUCAUACCGACUUCCCGGAGGCAAACUCAACAGUCGUCGUCGACCGGUGGAUCGACUACGUGCUCAAGGGUUGUGUCCAGGAGCUCGAGAUUGUGGUGACAGUGGAAAAUGGAAAAAGGUACAAUCUGCCUCAGAGAGUUUUUGCAAAUCAGUCAUCAACAGUUUUGACAGUUGGUGAUUGCAAAUUGUGUCCUUCAUUAAUGGAUGGAUACAAGUUGUUGAGUAUGAAAAGUGUAAGUCUUUUGGGAGUUUUUGCUGAAGAUGAGACAGUAAAAAGAUUAGUCUCAAAUUGUCCUUUCAUUCAACAUAUCAAACUCAAUUCUUGCCUUGGAUUGAGAAGUCUUUGGUUAUGUGAAACUAAUGAACUCAUAACAAUGGAAGUUCAGAACAAUAGUGGGUUGUAUGAGUUUGGGGCCAAAGCUAUAAAUCUUCAAGCUUUUGAAUUUAGAGGGCAAUUUCAGCCUUGUUGUAUCAAUAUCAGCUCUUGCAAGAAUCUAAAAACUUUGAAGCUAUCAAUGGUGGCUAUAACAGAUGAUUGGUUCAAUCGUUGCUUCUCUGAAUUUCCUCUGCUUGAGAUUUUGGCUCUGUCUUAUUGCCACAUGUUGGAGAGCUUGAGAAUCUCAAGUUCCCAUUUGAAGAAAUUCAUCUUGUGCGGAUGUGAAUCCGUGACGAGAGUCGACAUUGACGCUCCCUGUUUAUCGAGGCUUGAGUUUUCCGGGGAUGUGAUUUCUUUCUCUUUGAAUGCUCCUGCCCUCUCGCAAGCCGAUAUGGAGCUCUCUCCACGGAUUUUCGAUAAUCCAUGGGUUGUUAAACAGAUCGAAUUCCUAGCACAUUUCAACCAUCUCAAAUCAUUGACAUUGCAAAGUCAAACAGGAAAGAGUGUGAUUAUUCCACAAGAGCUGAGGGAGACAUUUGGUUCACCUUUAUAUGGUGUGAAGCAUUUGAAACUCAAGAUAAUAAAGCCUCUGUUCAGUCCUUCUCUUAAAGAUCUUGUGAAGGCUUUGCUUUGGAUUGCCCCUCAACCACAGACCAUUACAAUAGAAUCUGGUUUUGGUAAGAAGAUCUUAAAGUUUGUAUAUGAGAAGGCAAGAGAUGAUGGAGCAGUUGAUCAACAUCAUUGUAGUUGUACCUCUCUUCCCAUUACAUGUUGGAAGCAUUCCUUAAAAGAGUUGAAGUUUGAGAAUAUUAGAGAGGAUGAUGAAAUAAAUAAUUUAAUGAAUUUUUUCCAUGAAAAUUCAGAGAUAAUGUUGCAAUAAUUUCAAGAUGGAUGCUUGAUACAUCAUUAAAAAUUAAUCUCCAUUUCAUUA